AUGGAGCGAUACCUGAAGGAUGAACCGAAGCUGCAGAAAUACAAAAAACUUCCUACCGAUACACCCUGGGACCUGUUUGCCGCACCUGGGCCGCUACCUGUGUCGUGGAAGGUGGAGGUGGAACCGUACUGCUUCGACGAGCUCAACCUGAACGAUCGUGCAUCGGAUUCGCGAUCCGAAUCAUCAUCGUCCUCAUUAUCCUCCUCGUCCUCCUCCUCCUCGUCCGAUGGUACCAGUCUGCUCAGCUGUGCGGUGAUGGUGAAGAAAGAACCGAUCGACGAUCCGGACGAAGAUCCCGAAUCGGACAGUCAGGAUGAACGGAGCGACAAGUACAGCAGUAGCAGUAAUCACCACCACAACCACCAUCAUCAUCACACCAGCAGUCACCACAGUCUUCACCACAGCCACCAUCGUCAAGCGAGCGGGAUUGAGCUGCGGCUCGUAGCGAGGACGACCAGCAAUGCGAACGAUCUGCUACCGACGCUAACGCCACCCUCAUCGCCCGAGUCACAUCUCAGCAAGGACAACUCGAACACCUCCACAACCGGUAGCAACGGUACCACCAACACCUCCACCACUGGCAACAGUUUAGCGAGCUCAACAACGCUAACCACGAUCAAGAAGGAACCCGCCUCCGAGAUUGCGCUGCUCGAUCGUCAAGGUGGUCAGAUACUGCGUGUUUCGGCCGGUCCGCAUGUGGUGCGGUUGACGACCGGGGUGGCCGGUGCGAAUGGGAAGAAUGUUGUGACGGGAGUCACGCGAGUGAUACAGGUCAGUCCCCAGCUGCAUGCGGCUAUUGCGCACCGUAACUCAUCCGCCUCACCAAAUGUAACAGCACAACCAAGCUCGAAACAUCACCACCGGCAACAGGAUCACAGUCCGGAUGCGAAACGAAGGAUACACAAGUGUCAAUUUCUCGGCUGCAAAAAGGUCUACACGAAAAGCUCCCAUCUGAAGGCGCACCAGCGAACGCAUACAGGAGAGAAACCGUACAAGUGUUCCUGGGAGGGAUGCGAAUGGCGCUUUGCCCGAAGUGACGAACUAACACGCCACUAUCGGAAGCACACCGGCGCCAAACCCUUCAAGUGUCGGCACUGCGAUCGAUGCUUUUCGCGUUCCGAUCAUCUCGCGCUACACAUGAAACGGCACGCCUAA
Anopheles marshallii is the source of this 1155-nucleotide messenger RNA. Its product is annotated as Krueppel-like factor luna. Lineage: Eukaryota; Metazoa; Arthropoda; Insecta; Diptera; Culicidae. Gene Ontology annotation, molecular function: DNA-binding transcription factor activity, RNA polymerase II-specific; RNA polymerase II cis-regulatory region sequence-specific DNA binding. The transcript is spliced from 5 exons. The coding region runs from base 1 to 1155 and encodes 384 amino acids. The record is from RefSeq and is a predicted model, not a curated record. Gene Ontology annotation, biological process: regulation of transcription by RNA polymerase II.